UCAGGCGUAAUGUCGUACAAAGAAGUACCAACAGUUGCAUUCGAUUGAUUAUUAAACACUUUGCUCUUCUCUUUCCGAAUAACAAAGAGGAACUACCUUACAAUUACUACUUUACUCCCGCUUACACAGUUUGCAAAUUUUUGAUAAAUUAUGUAAUAUGCGUACAUCGAAUGAAUAAUCGUACAGAUUGUGUCAGAUCCCGGGACUUAUGUGACACUGUCAAGUGAUUGGAAACAUAACCUUAAAAUGGAUGACUGUGAGGAAAUUGAGCAUUCAGUAGAGCUUUCCGAAAGAAAUUGGAAUCGAGUUAUAAAUAGAGCAAUUAAGGCCGGUUAUAGGGAAGGAGUUGAAGAAGGAAAGAAAUCAGUUUUCCAAGAAGGUUUUGACAUCGGUUACAAAGACGCUUUCGAAACUGCCUUCGUAUUAGGAAAAUACAAGGGGCUGGCAACAGCCAUGAGUAACGACUCUCAAACUCCACCAGCUACAGAUGAUGUACUUGAAAGGACAAGGCGAGGGGCUUGCUACGUCUGCAAUGAAAGUACGAAGAGCAAAGUAAAGACAGAUGAUUUCGUUAAAAUGCCGCUGCAGGAUAUAAGAAAUGGUCAGAAGAAAUAUUCUACAAGGAUACUAGAGACGCUGCAGCAUCAAUUUGACGAAUUGACAAGCAAACACGUAACAUGUAUCAACAAUGCAGUUUUGUAGCAUUAUGUCCUGUACCUGUAAAGUUAACCCAAUCAAUUAAUAGUUGACAAAAGUUGGUUGAGUUAAAGAAAAUUUAUUUAUUCGAAUUUCGUAUUAUUACGAUUGAUAAAAAAUACAUGGGAAAGCGAAAAAUUAAA
Molecule: messenger RNA, 839 nt
Organism: Neodiprion fabricii
Lineage: Eukaryota; Metazoa; Arthropoda; Insecta; Hymenoptera; Diprionidae
Exons: 2
Coding region: 247-702 (151 amino acids)
Source: RefSeq, a predicted model, not a curated record